UGGCUGGCCCAAGUGGACCGUCUGGACUGAGGAAAAUGGGUCGCUGCCCGGGUCAAGGAUAAAAGCGGACCCGAGUUUCCAAUCAGCGCUUGGACCACUACUGAUCGAGAUACGUACCGCCUGAGGAUGAGCUCACUACUCACUGAGGCACAAACGGCGCUAUCCCUGUUUAGGUCGUUGAGUGACUCCAAGCUCCAAGCUUCAAGCUCCAAGCUCCCGAGCUCCCUGUCCCUCCCUCCCUCGACAUCUAUCCGGACCUCCCCAUCCAAUUGGCAACGGUCCUUCACUGGCAACCAUACGAAAACGGGAAGAUGCCGUCCAACACUCGAUCCGAAGACGCCGCGGAACGGCCCCUCUUGGCAGACCCCCAUCAUGAGUACGGCGGCACUGACGGGCCCGACCCUCCGGUGCUCAUCGCCGAGGAGCGCGGGGCUGGUACCUUUUCGAAAAACCUUGGCGCUGUCGAGGCGUUUGCCAUUGUCAUCAGCAUCGUUAUCGGCAGCGGCGUGUUUACCUCUCCAGGUUCCAUCGAUACAAAUGUUCCGUCACCCGGCGCCGCGCUGGUAGUAUGGCUUGUCGGUGGUGUUCUGGCGUGGACCGGUGCGAGUACCAUGGCCGAGCUGGGGACCGCGAUCCCAGGUGAAGGCGGCGUACAACCCUUCCUGCAGCACAUCUACGGUGACAUCUUUGGCUUCCUUGCCGCCUGGACCUGGAUUGUGGCCGUCAUGCCGGCCACCCUCGCUAUCCUCAGCAUCGUCUUCGUCGAGAGCAUCUACUCCGCCGGCGGGGUGACUGAUCAGGCCGGCGCUCUCUCGCACAAGCUGUUUUCGAUCCUGAUCCUCGUCGUCAUGAACGGUGCCAACUCCAUCAGCACCAAGGCCAGCACGCGCCUGAACAACUUGUUUGUCGUGACCAAAUUUACCAGUAUCUUUGCCGUUGUACUUGCAGGAAUCGUCGUCGUCAUCCUUCAAGUCUCAGACCAUGACCGUGAUGUUGGUGGUCGCGACUGGUUUAACAAGCCUUGGUUCGGGAACCGCAAGACGUCACUGCCGGGUGGCGGCGAGCUGGACUGGAAUAAGGUCGGUACGUGGGAUAUGCUUGGGUACUACUCGGCUGCACUGUACGGUGCUCUCUGGGCGUACUCUGGUUGGGAUAAGGCCGUCUACGUUUCUGCUGAGCUUCAGCAGCCGGCACGCCAGCUCCCCCUCGCCAUCAACACCGCCGUGCCGACAAUCAUUCUAUGCUUCAUCGCGGCCAACGCAGCGUACUACAUUCUCCUUCCCUGGGAUGUUGUGGCCGCGACCGACAGCGUGGCAGUCACUGCCAUCAACCGCCUCCUCGGCCCGAUCUUCGGCAUUGUCGCAGCCGUCCUCAUCUGCCUCGUCGUCGCGGGCUCCCUUCUCGGCAACUCCUUCGUCGCAGGCCGUAUGACCGUCGCCGCGUCAAACUUCAACUGGCUACCCAAGUUCCUCGGCUUCGUAGGCCGUGUGGGCUUCAAGUCGGAGGAGAGCUCACCAGCUGACUCAACGGACGAAUCCUCCGGACCCGCGCACGCAAGGUCCGACGCGCCGCUCAAUGCGCUCUUGCUCUCGACAAUCCUCUCGGCGCUGUACAUUCUGUUCGGCAACUUCCGCGCUCUGUUGACGUUCAACGGUCUGGGCGAGUACACGUUCUUCUUUUUGACGGUUCUGGGUGCGGUUAUCCUGCGCGUUCGGGAGCCGAAGCUGCGGAGACCGUAUAGGCCGUUUGUGCUGAUCCCGAUUGUCUUUGCGCUGGUCAGUGGGCUUGUGGUUGUGAGGGGCGCCAUCUUUGCUCCCGUACAAGCGCUCAUCUUGAUCGUUUUGUGGGUUGUCGGGCUUGGGUUUUAUUGGGCUAGGAGGAAGUAUUAUGCCCAUUGCAACCGGGCCGACCAUUGACCAAACGGCUAGCACGAUGUGUACCAUUUACUGAAGCGGAAGCGGUUAUCGACGGCCAGCAAUUUGGAUUUAUCUAGGCAGAGUACCUGCGAGAU
Messenger RNA from Colletotrichum phormii, 2011 nucleotides. Its product is annotated as solute carrier family 7 protein. The record is from RefSeq and is a predicted model, not a curated record. Bases 312 to 1916 code for a protein of 534 amino acids. Gene Ontology annotation, cellular component: membrane. Gene Ontology annotation, molecular function: L-amino acid transmembrane transporter activity. Lineage: Eukaryota; Fungi; Ascomycota; Sordariomycetes; Glomerellales; Glomerellaceae. Gene Ontology annotation, biological process: amino acid transmembrane transport. The transcript has 4 exons.